CAAAUACCACUUAAAGGACACCUUGCUGCACAGUCACCUGUUGACAAAAAAUUUCCAGCAGAAAUGUCCAAGAAAGAAGACAUUAAAAAGGGACAUGAAGCAGCAACUGCUAUCUGCAAACAUGUGGAUUUCCUCAUGUCAACUCAAAAUCCUUGCAACCCUGACGAAGGCAAUUGGGUGAAACCUAGGGUCCACCUUUGUAAGAGGCAUUUUGAUGAUAUUUAAAAGAAUGAAUGGGAUACAGAUUGUGAGGAUCUAUUAAAUUCUCCUCGGAGGCACACAGUGUUCUACAGCUUACUGUUUGAGAAGAAAAGAUUAAAAUGAUGAACUUUCUUGCAGAUUUAAUUGCCUCCCAGAAACCUGUGAACAAACUCACUUACAGUGUGAAAAGUUGCAGCUGAGACUGUUGUGUUAGCUUACAUGAAUUAUGUACAUACAAGAGGAUUCUGGGAUAGAAUAAAAGAUGGCGUUCUUUACAGAACACAUGUAGUAGUUUUACUUACAAACAACACAACAGAAACAUGGUGCAGAACAGUAAAGUUAAAGUUAAAACAAAAAGAAAUAAUAACUGCCUUAACAAUCAUCAACAGCUGCAGCUACAAGGGUGACAAGCUUAUUGAGACAUUCAGGUUAUCAUAAACUACCAUUCCUGCCUUGAAUACAUAGCAAAAUAUGCAUCAAAGGCUGAAAAAAAUUAUUUAGUUGCUUUAAAUGCUUUUACAUCUGUUCUUUCUGAACCUUCUAAUCAACAUGAUGGCAAGACAGCCAUAAGAAAGUUAAUGAUAAGGGCUGUUGCACAGAGAGAUAUGAGCAUUCAAGAAGUAAUGCAUCAGUUACUUUGAAUUACACUUGUAAGUUCUACAUUUCAAAUACAAACAGCAUCUCUUUAAGGCUCUGAAGAGUGCAACUGACAAAAGAUGGGAAUUUAGACACUAAACCUUCUUCGCUUGACAUGUAUGCAAAAAGAACUAGUUUUGAAAGUGACUUCCCUAAAAUCUGUAAUUUUGCAACUAUCUUCUGCCAAACUAAAUCAGGCUUCAAGAAACGAACUUCUCUCAUUGUAAUAGAGACUUACCCAAACAACUCUUCGAAUCCCAAUUCUCCUAAUUAUCAUUUAUUUUGUAAAUACCAGUUGGUCACAGCAGAAUGAUUACAUUUCACAAUAUGUUAAUGAAAUAAUAAACCUUUUGCAUGCCGAGUGGGGACUGAUCACCAGAGUUCACUGGAGGUCAUUGGAAUUAUACAUCUGCCUUGUGGGUCGAUUUUUGCACCUCUAGGGACAUGCCGUUGUUGGGGCUUUGAAGUACAAGCUGAAGCACCAUCACUCUUCUUCAUAGAAUUCAACACUGUGUAGACUAAGGCCAAGAGAUGGUGACAAUGUCCCUGUCUGACUUUGCAAGGACAUCUUCUAAACUCAGUAUUUGACCUUGAAUCACUGCCAAAAUCAUUUUCAUUUCACGCGGAUUCUCCAACUUAGACACCGAUCAAUAACAUUUUCCUUUCAAAACACAACAUUCAGCUUGUGAAAGGUGAUGAAAAGAAAAUGAACAUAAUCUUCCACAAAGAACACCUGAACCCUCUGAUCUGAUUUUUUUUCCCUUGAUAAACUCCCCUCAGCACUUUCUGGUUAAACUUUAACAGGUUACUUCACUAUUAGUUGUCAUUUUUGGUUAGCAGUUCAAGAAAAACACAAGCACAAAGGAAUAA
Messenger RNA from Pocillopora meandrina, 1707 nucleotides. The record is from the annotation of a GenBank genome assembly. Lineage: Eukaryota; Metazoa; Cnidaria; Anthozoa; Scleractinia; Pocilloporidae.